This is a messenger RNA of Arabidopsis lyrata subsp. lyrata, 1200 nucleotides long. RefSeq names its product epoxide hydrolase A. Gene Ontology annotation, molecular function: hydrolase activity. Gene Ontology annotation, cellular component: peroxisome. The coding region runs from base 65 to 1039 and encodes 324 amino acids. The record is from RefSeq and is a predicted model, not a curated record. The transcript has 3 exons. NCBI's taxonomy places the organism in Eukaryota, Viridiplantae, Streptophyta, Magnoliopsida, Brassicales, Brassicaceae.
CACCUGGAUGACAAAAAAAAAAAAAAAAUCAUUCACACCUGAGAGUAAGAACUGAGAAGAAGCAAUGGAGAAGAUAGAGCACACGACGGUUUCUACCAAUGGCAUAAACAUGCAUGUGGCUUCGAUUGGUUCAGGUCCAGUGAUCCUCUUCCUCCAUGGAUUUCCCGAUCUCUGGUACUCAUGGCGUCACCAGCUUCUCUCUUUCGCCGCCUUAGGUUACCGCGCAAUCGCUCCAGAUCUCCGCGGUUACGGCGAUUCCGAUGCGCCGCCGUCUCGUGAAUCUUACACUAUCCUUCAUAUCGUCGGAGACCUCGUCGGAUUACUGAAUUCACUCGGUGUUGAUCGGGUUUUCCUCGUCGGUCACGAUUGGGGAGCAAUUGUUGCGUGGUGGCUCUGUAUGAUCAGGCCUGAUCGAGUCAACGCGUUGGUCAACACUAGCGUUGUGUUUAAUCCGAGGAAUCCUUCGGUGAAACCUGUUGAUGCGUUUAGGGCUUUGUUUGGCGAUGAUUACUACAUCUGCAGGUUUCAGGAGCCUGGAGAAAUCGAAGAGGACUUUGCUCAAGUUGAUACAAAGAAGUUAAUAACCAGAUUUUUCAUUUCGCGUAACCCACGUCCACCUUGCAUUCCAAAGUCAGUUGGUUUCAGAGGUUUACCUGAUCCACCUUCUUUGCCUGCUUGGCUCACUGAAGAAGAUGUCAGUUUCUACGGAGACAAGUUUAGCCAAAAAGGCUUCACCGGUGGACUAAACUACUAUCGCGCCCUGAACCUAAGCUGGGAACUAACGGCUCCAUGGGCCGGUCUACAAAUCAAGGUCCCUGUGAAAUUCAUAGUGGGUGAUCUAGACAUAACAUACAAUAUCCCCGGAACGAAGGAAUACAUACAUGAAGGUGGUUUGAAGAAGCACGUACCGUUUCUACAAGAAGUGGUGGUAUUGGAAGGUGUGGGUCACUUCCUCCAUCAAGAGAAGCCUGACGAGAUCACAGACCAUAUCUAUGGCUUCUUCAAGAAAUUCAGAACCCGCGAAACUGCAUCCUUGUAGUAGUUCUCUGUCUGCACAAUGUCAAAUUCAAGGUAGUCAAGGUUACUUGCUGUCUAUACUUGGUCUGUGCCUACUUUGUAAUAUUUUGAAGGAUGCUGUGUGUAUUUUUACUUGUUUAAUAAUUUAGAAAAAUAUAAUAGAACAACUAGUAGUAUUAUAUA